AGAUGACUAUGGAUGAGAAAUAUGUGAACAGCAUUUGGGAUCUUCUGAAAAAUGCAAUCCAAGAGAUCCAGCGUAAGAACAAUAGCGGUCUCAGUUUUGAGGAGCUGUAUAGGAAUGCAUAUACAAUGGUGUUGCACAAACACGGUGAAAAACUCUACACUGGACUAAGAGAAGUGGUCACUGAGCAUCUAAUAAACAAGGUGCGAGAAGAUGUGUUAAACUCCUUGAAUAACAACUUUCUACAAACACUAAACCAAGCGUGGAAUGAUCAUCAAACAGCAAUGGUGAUGAUUAGAGACAUUCUGAUGUAUAUGGACCGUGUGUAUGUGCAACAAAACAAUGUGGAGAAUGUCUACAAUUUGGGCUUGAUUAUUUUUCGAGAUCAAGUAGUUCGCUAUGGCUGCAUUAGGGAUCACCUGCGACAAACUCUGCUGGAUAUGAUUGCGAGAGAAAGGAAAGGAGAAGUUGUAGACAGAGGCGCAAUAAGAAAUGCUUGCCAGAUGUUAAUGAUUCUAGGUCUUGAAGGAAGGUCAGUCUAUGAAGAAGACUUCGAGGCUCCAUUUUUGGAGAUGUCUGCAGAAUUUUUUCAGAUGGAAAGUCAAAAAUUUUUAGCUGAAAACAGUGCUUCUGUAUAUAUAAAGAAAGUAGAAGCUAGAAUUAAUGAAGAAAUAGAACGGGUGAUGCAUUGUCUGGAUAAAUCAACAGAAGAACCUAUUGUGAAAGUUGUUGAGAGGGAGCUUAUUUCCAAGCACAUGAAAACUAUAGUGGAAAUGGAGAACUCUGGGCUAGUUCAUAUGCUGAAAAAUGGGAAGACAGAAGACCUUGCUUGCAUGUACAAGUUGUUCAGCCGUGUGCCAAAUGGUCUGAAGACGAUGUGCGAGUGCAUGAGCUCAUACCUGAGAGAGCAAGGCAAAGCACUAGUUUCUGAAGAAGGAGAAGGAAAGAAUCCAGUUGACUAUAUUCAGGGUUUGCUGGACUUGAAGAGUAGGUUUGAUCGCUUUCUUCAAGAAUCUUUCAAUAACGAUCGACUCUUCAAACAGACUAUUGCGGGUGACUUUGAGUACUUCCUCAACCUCAACUCCAGGUCUCCAGAGUACCUCUCAUUAUUUAUUGACGAUAAGCUGAAAAAGGGAGUCAAGGGACUAACAGAGCAAGAAGUAGAAACUAUAUUGGAUAAGGCAAUGGUUUUAUUCAGGUUUAUGCAAGAGAAAGAUGUUUUUGAACGCUACUACAAGCAGCACUUGGCAAGAAGGCUUCUCACAAACAAGAGUGUUUCAGAUGACUCUGAGAAAAAUAUGAUAUCCAAAUUAAAGACUGAAUGUGGAUGUCAGUUCACAUCUAAACUGGAAGGAAUGUUCAGGGACAUGAGCAUCUCAAAUACGACGAUGGAUGAGUUCAGGCAACAUCUUCAGGCGACAGGGGUCUCAUUGGGUGGUGUUGAUCUUACAGUGCGUGUCCUCACAACAGGUUACUGGCCUACCCAGUCAGCCACACCAAAGUGUAACAUCCCUCCAGCUCCCAGACAUGCUUUUGAAAUAUUUAGAAGAUUUUAUUUAGCCAAACAUAGUGGGCGACAGCUGACACUCCAGCAUCAUAUGGGUUCUGCAGAUCUCAAUGCCACUUUCUAUGGGCCUGUCAAAAAGGAAGAUGGCUCAGAAGUCGGCGUGGGAGGUGCCCAAGUAACUGGCUCAAAUACACGGAAGCACAUAUUGCAAGUCUCCACUUUCCAGAUGACGAUAUUAAUGCUCUUUAACAACAGAGAAAAAUACACAUUUGAGGAAAUUCAACAAGAAACUGAUAUCCCUGAAAGAGAACUGGUUAGAGCCCUACAGUCCCUUGCAUGUGGAAAACCAACACAACGUGUUCUCACAAAAGAGCCUAAAUCAAAAGAAAUAGAAAAUGGUCAUAUAUUUACAGUGAAUGAUCAGUUCACAUCUAAGCUACACAGGGUCAAGAUUCAGACGGUUGCUGCCAAACAAGGAGAAUCUGAUCCAGAAAGGAAAGAAACGAGGCAGAAAGUAGAUGAUGACAGAAAACAUGAGAUAGAAGCUGCUAUAGUUCGGAUAAUGAAAUCUAGAAAGAAGAUGCAACACAAUGUGCUAGUAGCAGAGGUAACUCAGCAGCUGAAGGCCCGAUUCUUACCAAGUCCAGUUGUUAUUAAAAAACGUAUUGAAGGACUUAUUGAGAGAGAAUAUUUGGCACGAACACCUGAGGAUCGCAAAGUGUACACUUACGUAGCAUAAAAUGCGUUCAGAAAAUUUGAUUUAUCCUUGGACUAUACUCUUCGCAUGAACUGGGAAGUUCUUUUAAAUCAUUAAUAUUAAGACGACCAUCUCUUCUUUGAAAUUACAGUACAUGUUCUAGACCAUUCAGAUCAAGCCUUUUACUCCUUUUGAGAGUUUUCAACCUGAAUUGAUUGAGCUUCAGGCUUUUCAACGUUGUCCCUGUAGAGAUCAUCCUUACAAUUCUUCGGGAAAAUGUGAAUGUGCUGCGUUUGUUUUCAAUACUGUAUGAAAACAGAGAAA
Molecule: messenger RNA, 2525 nt
Organism: Empidonax traillii (willow flycatcher)
Lineage: Eukaryota; Metazoa; Chordata; Aves; Passeriformes; Tyrannidae
Gene: CUL3
Product: cullin 3
Exons: 15
Coding region: 3-2243 (746 amino acids)
Biological process (GO): ubiquitin-dependent protein catabolic process; protein ubiquitination
Cellular component (GO): Cul3-RING ubiquitin ligase complex
Molecular function (GO): ubiquitin protein ligase binding
Source: RefSeq, a predicted model, not a curated record